This is a messenger RNA of Mytilus trossulus (common blue mussel), 5160 nucleotides long. RefSeq lists its product as uncharacterized. Gene Ontology annotation, molecular function: heme binding; peroxidase activity. The record is from RefSeq and is a predicted model, not a curated record. Gene Ontology annotation, cellular component: cytosol. NCBI's taxonomy places the organism in Eukaryota, Metazoa, Mollusca, Bivalvia, Mytilida, Mytilidae. The transcript is spliced from 5 exons. Bases 214 to 3243 code for a protein of 1009 amino acids.
CACUUAUUUGUGAACAAUUGCAACCACAACAGAAAUAAACUGCUGUUGCAGAGAUUUAUCCAAUCAACUGCUACAUGUAGUAGCAAAUCAUUAUAAAAAAGGGGGUGCGUAAUGUUACCACAAGGAAGUCCUUAACAAGUGUUGCAGCAGUUUCGAUGCGGAGAGUGACAACUAAAAUCACUAAUCUACAAGUUGAAAGUUUUAUUCAUAACAAUGUCAAAAAGAGGGAGAACAGGGGUUGAAAACGAUUCGUGCAAACAGAGGAAGAGGCACAAUAAGCAGGAAGAAGAUGAACCCGCUCGACAAGAAAGAAAUUACAAAAAUCUACGUUUUGCUCAGAGAGGUCUUUUUGAUAAGCGUAACAAAUAUGGCAUUUUUGUAACUAUCAAUCAAGCCACUAUUCAACCUUCUAAACUGGAUGUUAUUUUAAAUAUGUAUAGGCCAUUGUUUAAAACAGCAACUGACAUGACAGAUAGAACUCGCAUCCUAAUAGCAAUCGAUCCCAAACUUUGGAAUCAAGUAUGUGUUAAGAAGAAAUUAGAACUACGACCUGAUGGACAGUAUCUAUUAGACAAUUCACAAAAAUUCCUUAAUACAGGCGGGGACAUUUUCUUUUACAUCAAAUCUGACAUAAAGGCAAAUGCUGACCAAAUACUGGAGCUACUGAAAACAGGAUUAAAAGAUGCAGGGAUAACAUGUAAAGAUUUAAGUAUCACAAAAUCUAACGAAUAUGGCAAUACAUUGAUAAUAAAUGGUUCUUUUAGAGAAGGAUUAGCGAAUUUGUCUGACCGUUGUUCUGUCGACCAACUAAUUCUGAUUGGGGAAAAGGACAAUGGCGAAAUAGGGGGAACAUAUAUGAUGACUCAGAAAUUCAAAACCCAUUGGGAAAUCUUAGGAUCAAAGCCCGAUUCAACAAAAGAAGAAAUGAUUGGUAGGAAAAUGUUUGGACUGGGCAUUAUUCCAUCACUUUCAGAAAGUAGUCAUAUCAAACGCGCUCAUACUUUAGACGAUUUUCCUCCUCCCCGUAACGUAUCAAAAGGUCUCCGUCGCAUCUUUAGACAGUCGAUGCCAUAUGGAAAUUGCCAAACUGAUCCCGGUAGAGAAGAAGGUGCUUUCUAUAUAUCCAUUGCGAAAUCAACGACGAUUUUCCAUGAUAUAUUAGAGAAUAUCAGUGGGUGCCCUGGAACCACCUUUGACGCUUUCAUAGAUGUAUUUUCCUCAUUAGAAGGAAGUUUUUGGUAUGUCCCAAGCUCUGAAGAGUUAGAUCUCCCAGUUGUUGACAAUAUAUAUUGUAGAGUUGAUUUAGAUGAUCAAUGGAACGUUCCACGAAAGAAUAAAUACCUUUUCUACAACCACAAACAAUACUUGCAUGAAAUCGAUAAGGAUGAUGGUGAUGUGGACCGCGUUUCAACUAGAGUGCUACGAUUACUACAGUAUACAUUUGAACAGUGGAAUAAUGUAUGGUUCAAAAGAACAGUCGUUUCUGAUAUUCCCGACUUGUCAAAGAUGUUAAAAAACUCAGAGAAACAUUUCCUGAAAGAAAGCAUUCCUAUUCGAAAAGGUUUGGCCAUUAAGAAGUCUCUUGGUGAAUUAUUUACAACUGCAAACAUACAAGCAAGCAUCAGUAACCCCUCCGAAUUCUAUGGCUGGAAGUCUGAUCUUUUCAACAUACAUCCUGAUGGAGUUAUAGUAGGACGCAUGCCGAAAGACAGCACAUUCGGCCUUGGGAAGAAAGUGAUGAAGUACCUAAAUGACGAUGAGAGGAUGACGUAUUAUUUAUUGGGUCUUAGUGAGUCGUCUGCCGUUGAUCAUAUCAUUCCUGAUUACAAAAAAUUGUUAAAUUUAGGUGUAACUGGUCUUAUAGAAGAUAUAAAAAUCAAAUACGCUAGAGACAAAGGUAAUCAUUUCUAUGCAUCAUGUAUUUUGGCAUUGGAAGGCGUAAAGAUGUAUCUUGAUAACUAUAGUCGUUUAGCUGCUUAUUUGUACACUCUUGACAAUGAAUAUUCGAACAGCCAGAGACAAAACCUUGAAGAAAUCAUAGCUCGAAUGGAACAUCUUUCAACAGGCAAGCCAGAAAACUUUACUGAAGCAGUGCAGCUAAUAUUCUCUAUGUACUGCUGCUUUCAUUUGAUUGGACAACCCGUAGCAGUAGGAAGAAUAGACGAACUUUUGGCACCGUUUGUUAACCAAUCAGCUAACAAUACUACAUCGAAUCAGGAUGUAAUUGAUUGUUUUUGGAUAAAAUUUGGUGAAAGAGUAAUAUUGGACCCUCAUGAAGCCACAGACGUUACCAGCUGGGGAAAUUGUGCAGUGCCAUACUCGUCAGAUGGUAAUUUUCCUAGAGGCGAUUCUUUGAAUCGGUGGGUACAACAAAUUACUGUUGGAGGUUAUCCCAGCAACCCGAAGUCUAUCCAAGCGAUGAAUGAUGUGACAAUUCUAUGCCUGAAGGCUGCAAAGCGUCUUCCUUUAAACGCUCCGUGUUUGUCACUGCGUCUUCAUAAAGGAAUGAAUGAGGAAAUAUUACAAGAAACAGCAAAAUCAUUACUGAGUGGUGGAGCACAUCCAAUACUUCUAAAUGAUGACAGAAUAAUUUCCGCUUUAGAGUCAAGUCCUCAUCUUCAGAAAAUGCCAAUAAAAAAGGCUGACAUACAAAACUACGCUUGCGACGGUUGUUAUGAACCACUUUUGGGUGGAAAGUCUGAGUUUACAUUCACCUACCUACCAUUGCCAUUGGUAUUAGAACUUACAAUCAAUCAAGGCGAUUCGUACGUGUCUGCAGGACCAGCAUACUUGCAAGGGAAACCAAGUUCCUAUCGAUCUGUUUCAGCAUCACACAUUAAAAGUUUCAAAAACCUUCAAGAUAUAUUUGAAAGCCAUUUGAAAAUUCAAAUCGAAGGGUCUUUAUAUAAAUUGCUAGCAAAUUACGGCAAUAUAUGGAAAGCAUGCCCGGCACCAUUACUGUCGACGCUCAUAGAUGGCUGUCUUGAGACAGGCAGGGAUUUGUAUAAUGGAGGUGCAAAAUAUGUCGUCGCAGCAUGUAUGUUCAUAGGUUUCUCUAAUUGCAUCGACUCGCUCUACAGUAUACAGAAGUUAUGCUUUGACAAUACAUCUGCAUGUGUGUCUCUAAACGAACUUCUUAUAGCAUUGAAAAAUGACUGGGGGUUUGACAUGGCAGAGCCUUUUGUAGACGACAAUGCAGGAAUAAUGAGGUCCGCCGAAAAGUACAUACUAUCGAUCUCUUAGAGAAAGGGUUCUCAAAUUUCCAAAAUUUGGAACUGAUGCUGGUGCAGAAAACAAAACCAUACAGGAAUUAGCUGAAUGGUUGUCCAGUCUAAUCGUUUCUACAUUUAAAGAAGUGGUGGAAAACUCAUCAGAAACGGAUGCAUUAUGUCAGCUGUUUACACGCUUGAAAAAAGAGUAUUCUACAACCAAAGCACCAUUUGAGUGUAUCCUUUGCCCUGGAAGCGGAACCUUUGAAGGUUAUGUUGGUUGGGGUAUGUCACUUGGAGCGUCUGCAGAUGGAAGGAGGAAAACAAUGCCAAUUGCAUCAGAUUUCAGUGCUGCCCCGGUAAUUCAAGAUGGCAAAUGUGAACCAUCUCAGAAUGACAUUUACAAAUCCAUGAAAAACUGGGAUCAUGUCGAAAUCAAAACCGGGUUUUCUAAUGGAGCAGAAGUUGAUCUGAAUAUACAUGAAAACUUUCCUGAGGAUGAACAGGUUAAUUUUAUCAGACGUUUUGCUAACGGUGAAGAUGGGAUUGGCGCAAACCUACUAACAAUCACAUGUGCUGAUGAGGACACCUAUCAACAAGCUUGCAAAAAUUCCGAAAAGUACGAUUUGGUAAGAGUGAGAAUGGGAGGUUGGUCAGAACAUUUUGUGGCAAUGUUUAAAGCUCACAAGAAUCAACAUAUGAGGCGGGCUUACUACAACCCACCUUCUCCCAAAACUGUUUCACAAAGUGGAGCUAUCUGAACUAUUGUUCAUUCACCAAUACAAGGAUAGUGGAUCAACAUCACCAUUGAAUAAAGCUUUAAAUUCUACCGCUAAUAUAGAAAUAUGGACAGCUUAAACUUGCUUACUUUAUAUUUUACUUAAAUACUGUAAGUAAUGCUAAGAUGUACAAUGCUGUCAAAUCACGUUAUUAAGUUUCUGUCCAUUGGACAAAAGUAUAGUAAAAAUAGGAUUCAUAUACUAGUAUAUCAUAUAAAACUACAUUAUCCUGAUUCAGAGUGAUUUUGUGCAAUUUGAUGUGUAAUAAAUUUCAGUUCAAUUUUUUUUAUUACGUCAAUUGGAACUGUCUCCCUUAUUUAUUACGUCAAUUGAAAUUAUCUUCUUUAUAACUUUGGCCGAAGAAAAAUAAUAAAAUUUGAGUUGCUUUACAGUCCUAAUACUUUUAAUUUUUCAGACGUUUAAACUAAAUAUCUAAAAAUACAUUUGGUUGAUAUUGUCCUAAUAUUGAAUUUGAAUAUAUUAAUAUGUAAUUUGAUAAAAUCAGGAUAAAUCGAUACACAGUGUUUAAUCCUCCUGGUUUUUUUUUGUGUUUUUUUUUACAUAUAUUCGGAAGCCUCUUGUUUUAUCCAUGUAGGGCCAUUAAACAAAAAUGGCGACUAACCCCUACUGUUUCUUUUAUAAUUUGAUUACAUAUAGUUAAAAAUGACAUCUUUAAAAAUCUUAUUAAAUCUUUGUUACUUUUUUUUACGUAUUGACCAAUACAAAUGGUGUCGAUAUUAAACGUAUUAAAAAUCUAGAGAGAUUCUUUUUCUGCAAAAUUUUAAAUGGCUUAUAUUUCGAAACAAACACUCAGACCCUCGAUCUUUUCCUUUAUUUAUAAACUAUCAAUUUAUAUCAUUGUUUUUAAAAUCUUCUUAUUUUGAAAAUCCUUAAUAAAUUUAUUCAUGUUUAAAGUUUUAAAUAUCAUAUAUGCAUGUAGAUAUCAAAUCGUUUCCUAAUGCAAAUAUAAGAUAGGUGUGGACUGAUUACCAGCUGCAUAAUUAUCAUUUAAUAUUCCAAAGACAACUACAUUAAGGAUGCUGAUAAAGAUACCUUCAAUAAUCAUGUUAUUUUGAUAAAAUAAGAUCUCUGUAUUAUUUUAUAAAAUGACUGUGCGUUUGUGAACAUUGUAUUCAUUGUGUAUAGCAAAUAAAUAUAGAAAAUAAACAUAA